GAUGUGAUCCGUGUCAUGCUUAUGAAUGUAAUCCUUCUGGUGAAACCUGCGAAUAUGGUUACAGGAUAUCAUGUGGCCAGUGUGGAGCAUUACAUUGCUUUUCUGAUACAACGUCUGCAACAACAUUACAACCAGGCCCAAAAAAUAUUAAACUUUAC
Messenger RNA from Scutellospora calospora, 158 nucleotides. The record is from the annotation of a GenBank genome assembly. NCBI's taxonomy places the organism in Eukaryota, Fungi, Glomeromycota, Glomeromycetes, Diversisporales, Gigasporaceae.